AUGGCUUCAGUACAGGCUGCGCCUGCCGUCCAGCUCCCUGGCGCCGGCAUGGCGACCACCACUCCUCAACAGGCUCAAGAGAUUUUCAAUAAAUUCAAGCAGAUGAGGGAGAGCGGCGUCCCCAACACCGAUCCCGAAUACAUCAAGGCCGAGCAGUUCGUCUUGUCCUUCCAACAACAAGCGCGUAUGCGACAGAAGCAACAACAAUUCCUCCAGCAUCAGCAGCAACAACAACAGAUGCAACAGCAGCGACAGAUGCAGCAGGCUGGUGGUCCCAACGGCGCUGUCAAUGGCUCGCAGCCCGCCCAGCAGCACCCCCAGUCGACACAACCUCCUACAUCAAGCGCGCUCAGCGCCUCGGCGCUUCCUGCAGCCAACUCAAAUGCUGCUGCCGCCGCUGGAUCCCCCUCGACAGCUGCUCCCUCCAGCGGCCCAGGUGCUGGCCAGUUCAACCCGCAACAAUUGAGUUUGCUUAGACAACAGAUCCACGCCUUCAAGCUGUUGACCAAGAAUGCUGGAGUUCCCCUACAGAUGCAGCAAGCCAUCUUUGCUCAGCGAGAGCGCAGGAAAGCCAUCGCCGCCGAGGCUGCCGCGCUGGCAGCUUCAUCAACACCCGCAACAACCAGUCGAGACUCUGCACAGCCCGGCAUCAAUGGGUCCGAAGCCAAGCCUGAAUCUACUCCAGAGGUCCAAGGGCCCACCUUCAAGACCGUCAGGUCCCCUUACGGCGAUGACAACCUGAUUCGCAAGUCGAUUAGCCAUUUCGACCAUACUCAACGGAAAAAUCGCAAGCUUAUCCCGGGAUUGUUCCCCACUGGUGUCGACUUCGACCAGCUACGGUACGAGAGGGAGCUGAUUGUGUUCAACCGCAUGAGAGAUCGGUUUGCCGAGCUCAGAAACACCCCAGCAAAUAUUGCUCACUGGGAUACCACCAAGGACGACGUUGAACUGGAUGACAGUGCAAAGGUCAAGGCGAUCAUUGAGAUGAAGAGCCUCGGCUUGUACGCGAAGCAGAAGGCGCUGCGGGAUAAGAUUGGCCGCUCGAUGAUGUUCUAUGACAACCUUGCAAUGACGACCAACCGCUCCGGAUACCGCCGCACAAAGAAGAUGACGGUUCGCGAGGCCAGAAUCACAGAGAAGCUUGAGAAGCAGCAGCGUGAUAUCCGGGAGAACCGCGAGAAGAAGAGGCACACUGACUUCUUGGCCGCCAUUACUCAACACAGAAACGAGAUUCAACAAACCGCAUCAAGCCAGCGCAAUAAGUCCACCAAACUCAAUAAGCUCAUGUUUGCCCAGCACUACAACAUUGAAAAAGAAGAGCAAAAGAGGAUUGAGCGUACUGCCAAGCAGCGUCUGCAGGCUCUUAAGGCCAACGAUGAAGAGGCUUAUCUCAAGUUGCUUGACGAAGCCAAGGACACCCGUAUUACCCACCUUCUCAGACAGACCGACGGGUUCUUGCGGCAACUCGCUGCUUCCGUCAAGUCUCAGCAAAGGAAGGCCCUGUUGGAGCAGACUGGCGAAGAGGAGGAACUUCCAGAGGAGGAAGAAGAAGAGAGCGAACCCGAUGAGGAUGACGACGACACAAGUGGACGAAAGAUCGACUACUACGCCGUCGCCCAUCGCAUCAAGGAAGAGGUCACAGAACAGGCCGAUAUCCUGGUGGGUGGUAAGCUCAAGGAAUACCAGGUCAAGGGUCUGCAGUGGAUGAUUUCCCUGUACAACAACAACCUGAACGGUAUUCUUGCCGACGAGAUGGGUCUCGGCAAGACUAUUCAAACCAUCAGUUUGAUCACGUAUCUCAUCGAGCGCAAGAAGCAGGAUGGCCCCUACCUGGUCAUUGUACCCCUCAGUACUUUGACCAACUGGACACUCGAGUUCGAGAAAUGGGCGCCUUCUGUGAGCAAGAUUGUCUACAAGGGUCCUCCUCUGGCCAGAAAAGUGCACCAGGACAAGAUCCGCCAAGGACGUUUCCAGGUGUUGCUCACGACAUACGAGUACAUUAUUAAGGAUCGCCCGAUUCUCAGCAAGAUCAAGUGGUUCCACAUGAUCAUUGACGAAGGUCACCGUAUGAAGAACCAGAACUCCAAGUUGACAACUACUAUCCAGCAAUACUACAACACCCGAUUCCGUCUCAUCUUGACUGGUACACCGCUCCAGAACAACCUUACGGAACUGUGGGCCAUGCUCAACUUCACGCUACCGACCAUUUUCAAGUCUGCGACAACCUUUGACGAGUGGUUCAACACACCUUUUGCCAACACUGGUGGACAAGACAAGAUGGAACUCACGGAAGAAGAACAGAUUCUCGUCAUUCGUCGUCUGCACAAGGUGCUGCGUCCUUUCUUGCUCCGUCGUCUGAAGAAGGAUGUCGAAAAGGAUCUUCCGGACAAGACCGAGAAGGUCAUCAAGUGCAAGUUCUCUGCUUUGCAAUCUAAGCUUUACAAGCAGAUGGUCACGCACAACAGGAUCCUCGUCAGCGACGGACAGGGUGGCAAGGCUGGUGCUCGCGGCUUGAGCAACAUGAUUAUGCAGCUUCGCAAGCUUUGCAACCAUCCAUUUGUGUUUGAUGAGGUCGAGAAUCUCAUGAAUCCUAUGAGCAUCAGUAACGACUUGCUAUGGAGAACCGCUGGCAAGUUUGAGCUUCUCGACAGAGUCCUGCCCAAGUACAAGGCAACGGGCCAUCGCGUUCUCAUGUUCUUCCAAAUGACGGCCAUCAUGGACAUCAUGGAGGACUACCUCAGAUACCGCAACCUCAAGUAUCUUCGUCUGGAUGGUACAACCAAGUCAGAUGAGCGUUCUGAUUUGCUGCGCGAGUUCAAUGCUCCCGGCUCAGACUACUUCAUGUUCUUGUUGUCGACUCGUGCUGGUGGUCUUGGUCUGAACCUGCAGACUGCUGACACUGUCAUCAUCUACGACUCCGAUUGGAAUCCUCAUCAAGAUUUGCAGGCUCAGGAUCGUGCUCAUCGUAUCGGACAGAAGAAUGAGGUUCGAAUUCUUCGCCUCAUCAGUUCGAACUCGGUCGAAGAGAAGAUCUUGGAAAGAGCCAGGUUCAAGCUUGACAUGGACGGCAAGGUCAUUCAAGCCGGUCGCUUCGACAACAAGUCGACAGAAACGGAUCGUGAUGCUAUGCUGCGUACCCUUCUAGAAAGCGCCGACAUGGCGGAGACUGGAGACCAGGACGAGAUGGACGACGAGGAGCUGAACUUGCUCCUCGCUCGUAGCGACGAUGAAGUGGCUGUUUUCCAGAAACUCGACGAGGAGCGGAAGCUAGACCCAACCUAUGGCGAGGCAGCUGGAGCAAAGAUUAAGCCUCGUCUCCUCGCGGAGGAUGAACUUCCUGAGAUCUACCUGGGUGAUGGCAACCCGAUUGAAGAGGAGAUUGAGACAAGUCUUGGACGUGGAGCUCGUGAGCGGACUAAGGUUCGCUACGACGACGGUCUCACGGAAGAGCAGUGGCUCAUGGCUGUCGACGAUGACGACGACUCACCAGAGGCGGCAGCAGCACGGAAGCAAGCCCGCAAAGACAAGCGGGAGACCAACAGGCUCAAGAGGUCCGCUGUGGCCAAUGCUGCUGACGACUCUCCCCCUGCAAGUCGUGCCAGCACGGAGGAGGUGGAGACACCCAAGAAGAGAGGCCGUAAAGGAGCCGCGAAGAACCAAGAGAAGCGGAAGGCAGAAGAAGGGGACGAUGAACCUCCGGCUAAGAAGCGUCGUGGCCCACAAGGUAGAGCCAAGGCGGUAUCGGUCUCUGUUGGUUCCGAGACGCCGCGAGUGUCGGCUCAGCAACGCCAACUCCUGCAGGCAAACACGAGGGCUCUAUUCGACGGACUCAUGAACCUUGAGGUAGAUGAUCCGGAACCACCAGAAGAGGAUGAUGACGAGUCGGUUGCGGGCAAGCGAAUCAUCAUUGGGCCCUUCCUUGCUCUACCACCCAAGCGCGACUACGCCGACUACUACUUGAUCAUCCAAUCUCCUAUUUCGAUGAAGCAGAUUGAGACCAAGAUCAAGAAACAGCAGUACCACAGCCUCGGCGAUAUGCGCAAGGACGUCGACCUCAUGUUCCGCAACUGCCAGACCUACAACGAGGAGGCAUCGCUUCUCUACCAGGACUCUCUUACUCUCCAGAAAUUCUUCCACGAAGAACUCCAAAAGGCUCUCGACAAGCAUGCAGAGUUGCAAGAGCUGGAAAGCGACGGCGGCAAGGAGGGCUCAGUGGCGCCUAGCGCGAGUGCGAGCGUCGGAACCCCUCAACCAGCAACCUCCACCACGAGGAUCAAGUUGAUUUCUUCGGCCUCCAACGGCGCCAAAGAGACAAACGGAGCAAGCAACGGUGCGCAAAGCGACCAAGAGUAG
Messenger RNA from Colletotrichum abscissum, 4353 nucleotides. Its product is annotated as SNF2 family domain-containing protein. Gene Ontology annotation, molecular function: ATP-dependent chromatin remodeler activity; histone binding; ATP binding. Lineage: Eukaryota; Fungi; Ascomycota; Sordariomycetes; Glomerellales; Glomerellaceae. The transcript is spliced from 3 exons. Bases 1 to 4353 code for a protein of 1450 amino acids. Gene Ontology annotation, cellular component: nucleus. Gene Ontology annotation, biological process: positive regulation of transcription by RNA polymerase II. The record is from RefSeq and is a predicted model, not a curated record.